Messenger RNA from Condylura cristata (star-nosed mole), 5920 nucleotides. RefSeq names its product cyclin and CBS domain divalent metal cation transport mediator 4 (gene CNNM4). The coding region runs from base 91 to 2274 and encodes 727 amino acids. Gene Ontology annotation, biological process: magnesium ion transport; magnesium ion homeostasis. Gene Ontology annotation, molecular function: sodium ion transmembrane transporter activity; magnesium ion transmembrane transporter activity. Gene Ontology annotation, cellular component: plasma membrane. The record is from RefSeq and is a predicted model, not a curated record. Lineage: Eukaryota; Metazoa; Chordata; Mammalia; Eulipotyphla; Talpidae. The transcript is spliced from 7 exons.
CUCCUCCUGGCGGCACUGGAGCUGCUAGUGUUGCUGUGGGCGCGGGGGGCCCGGGGCCAGGACGACCCCCAGGGUGGGGCGAUCCUGGGCAUGAGGCUGGCGAGCUGCAACAAAUCGUGUGGGAUGAACCCCGAUGGCAUCAUCUACGUGUCCGAGGGCAGCACGGUGAACUUAAGGCUGUACGGUCAGAGGCUGGGCGCGUUCUCCAGCAACCUGAUCUCCUUCACCGAGGUGGACAACUACGAGAGCACCCACAGCUCCUCCAGUUGCCCCGAGCUCACGAAGGACCUGGUCGUCCAGCAUCUGGUGAAUGUGAGCCGCGGGAACACGUCCGGGAUGCUGGUGGUGCUUACCAAGUUCCUCCGGAGGAGCGAGAACAUGAAGCUGUAUGCUCUGUGCACCCGGGCCGGGUUGGACAGGCCUUGGCGGAGGUGGACAGACAAGGACUCUCUGCUCUUCAUGGUGGAGGAGGCUAGGAAGUUCCUGCCCCUCUGGCUGCACAUCCUCCUCAUUAUGGUGCUGCUGGUGCUGUCGGGCAUAUUUUCGGGUCUCAACCUGGGCCUCAUGGCCCUGGACCCCAUGGAGCUGCGAAUUGUGCAGAACUGUGGCACUGAGACGGAGAGGCGCUAUGCCCGCAAAAUUGAGCCCAUCCGGCGCAAGGGCAACUACCUGCUCUGCUCGCUGCUCUUGGGAAACGUGCUGGUCAACACCUCCCUCACUAUCCUUCUGGACAACCUCAUUGGGUCUGGACUUAUGGCAGUGGCCUCCUCCACCAUUUGCAUUGUCAUCUUUGGGGAGAUCGUACCUCAGGCCCUGUGCUCCCGACAUGGGCUGGCUGUGGGAGCCAACACUAUCGUUCUUACCAAAUUCUUCAUGCUCCUUACCUUCCCCCUCAGUUUCCCCAUCAGCAAGCUCCUGGACGUUGUUCUGGGCCAGGAGAUUCGCACUGUUUACAAUCGGGAGAAGCUGAUGGAAAUGUUGAAGGUGACAGAGCCCUAUAAUGACCUCGUGAAAGAGGAGUUAAAUAUGAUCCAGGGUGCCCUGGAACUACGGACCAAAACGGUGGAGGACAUCAUGACCCAGCUCCACGACUGCUUCAUGAUCCGCAAUGAUGCCAUCCUGGACUUCAACACCAUGUCAGAGAUUAUGGAAAGCGGCUAUACCCGCAUCCCUGUGUUUGAAGAUGAGCAGUCCAAUAUCGUAGAUAUUCUCUAUGUCAAAGACUUGGCCUUUGUGGAUCCUGAUGACUGCACCCCACUCAAGACCAUUACCCGCUUCUACAACCACCCAGUGCACUUUGUCUUCCAUGACACCAAGUUGGAUGCCAUGCUGGAAGAGUUCAAGAAGGGGAAGUCGCACCUGGCCAUCGUGCAGAAGGUGAACAAUGAAGGCGAAGGGGACCCCUUCUACGAGGUGCUGGGCCUGGUCACCCUGGAGGACGUCAUCGAGGAGAUCAUCAAGUCCGAGAUCCUGGACGAGUCGGAUAUGUACACUGACAACCGAAGCCGCAAACGGGUGUCAGAAAAGAAUAAACGUGACUUCUCAGCUUUCAAGGAUGCCGACAACGAACUCAAGGUGAAAAUUUCACCUCAGCUGCUUCUGGCUGCACAUCGCUUCCUGGCCACAGAGGUGCCCCAGUUCAGCCCCUCUCUGAUAUCAGAGAAAAUCCUGCUUCGGCUGCUUAAGUACCCAGAUGUCAUUCAGGAACUCAAGUUUGAUGAGCACAACAAAUAUUAUGUUCACCAUUAUCUGUACACCCGAAAUAAACCGGCUGACUACUUCAUCCUCAUCCUGCAGGGGAAGGUAGAGGUGGAGGCCGGGAAGGAAAACAUGAAGUUUGAGACAGGUGCCUUCUCCUACUAUGGGACCAUGGCCUUGUCAUCAGCGCCCUCUGACCGCUCCCCGCCCCACACUACCACCCUCAGUCGCUCAGCUUCCCUCAGUUACCCAGAUCGCACGGAUAUCUUCGGCACAGCUCCCUUGGCGGGCAGCAGCAACCAGUUUGGGAGCUCCAUCGUGGGCCAGUACAUCUCGGACUUCAGUGUCCGGGCACUCAUGGACCUCCAGUACAUUAAGAUCACCCGGCAGCAGUACCAGAAUGGGCUGCUGGCCUCACGCAUGGAGAACUGCCCUCAGUUUCCUCUGGAUGGGUGCACCAUCUGCACAGACAACUUAGCCGAGAAGUCCGAGCUGCCUGUGGUGGAUGAGACCACAACUCUCCUCAACGAGCGCAACUCUUUGCUGCACAAAGCCUCCCACGAGAGUACCAUCUGACAGGAGGGCCCGGGGUCCCCCGCCAUUCCCGCGGGGGCCUCCCCAGUGGGCCCACAUGAAGAUAGGGAGCCUGUUAGGCCAGAAGGGGUACAGAUAACUUGUCUAACCGAGAAGCCAGAUGGCCCCCAGCCUGUGGGGGAGCUGGCCUCUGACAGGGACCUCUGAACAGCUCAGAGGUAGUGGCUGCCCAGCCCUGGGCUGACUGGCAGGGCGGUGGACCGGCUACCACGAGCUAGUCUGUUUUUUACUGAAAGAAUUUCUAAACUUAGGCGCAUUGCUCCUCUUUUUUAAAUAUCAUUUGGGGAAGGGAAUGGGGAUGGGAACACAGGGUUAAGGAAUUUUAUUUAGAAAAAAAAUUUUUUCCCCUAAAACUUUAAAAGGGGUAGGCUUUCUCACCCCAGGAAGCAAUAGCCAUAAUGUGCUCCUAGCCUUGACCUCUGGUUUAUGUCCCUGACUCAGGGAGCCCGUUCUUCCUCUCCCUCCUCCAGAGAAGGAGGGUUUUCUCUUGGGAGGAAGACAGUUCUUCCCAGGAAGUAAAGAACCAAAUAGCUCUCAGAAUAACGCCUGGACACCUGCACUGAAGCUGGUCUGAUGUUGCCGAGGCCAAGGGAUUCUGGGUAACUGAUCAGGGAUAUGCUACGGAGAGGAGCACAUCUACUCGUUGUCAAUCGCUGGAUCCAGAAAUUUCCUAGAACUCUGCUGAUGGGCUCUCCUGGUGAGUUGGGGCGAGGCUGAGGACUGUCUCCCCUACCCCCAUUGGUUGCCUCCUACUGCUCCUUUGGACAACUCUGCCCUUACAGUGGGGCUUCAAGUGUUAGGCAGGGUCUCAAACCUUUAUGACUGCUCGCCCCUGCUCCCUCAGCCCUGCCCUCACCUUUGCUAAAGGUUUCCCCCUUGAUGGGAGAGCAUCUAUGUUACAGGUGAUUUGUCUGGGAUGUUCCUUGUGGUUCCAGGAGGGAAUCUGCCCCUUUGCACCCUACAACAGAAGUCAUGCCACUGAUCUAUGAAGCCCUUCUUUCCAGACUCUCUACUUCCAGUUCCAAAACCCCCAUGAUUCUUGGGGACUGAGGACGAGACGACAUGUUGGAAGCCAACCCAAGCAGGUUCUUCAUGCCUUUUACUUGGUGGCUGAGGCUUACCUGACUUUGUUCACACACUUAAGGAAGCCAGGAAAGCAGAUGUCCCACCUAAAAGACACUACUGGCUGUCCCAUUUCCCCCAUGUCUUUGUAAUCCUAGUGUGAAGUGUCAUCUUGGCUUUGCCAAAGUGGCACUGGACCUAAGAGUUCCACCCUCAGAUGAAAUCCUGCCACAUCACCUUUCCUUGGGGUGAUAGGCCUUGGUGCAGAGCUCCAGGAUUCCUGCUAGUGGGAAGGCUGUGGGACCAAGCAGUGUUGGCCCUUUUGUCGGGUAGAACAGGACCUGGGGCCCAAGAUGCAGGUAAGGGAGACUGUAGGCCUCUGCCUGAAGAUUUUUUAUUCACUCCUUUCCUCAACCUGUGGAGUUCUGUCACCCCAAGCGUUCUGCUUUUUAGGUGCCUAGAGAAUCCUAACUCUUAGAUUCUUGUCUUGCACCAAGUACGCCUGUCCCUGACCAGUUGAAGUCUUCCCCAGUCACAGAAUUUAUUCCGUAAAGUCUGGAGAGAGGGUGGUGACAUCCAUGGCUUCUUAGCCAAAAGGAAAGAAGACCACGCCUUUGUCCCCUGUUGGGGGAAACCCUUAGUUUUCUCCAGGAGCAGCUUGCUUUCUGAGUCUACAAGGGAGCUCACGAAGCUGUAUUCCUGAGGGACCCGAGGGCCAGGUGGAGCAAACCGCAUUGGCCUGACCCACGUGAGUGUGUGUGAAGUACAGGGAGCAGGCGCACACUCCACAGCUACCUCUGCACACACGGUUACUACCAAUAGAUGGUCUCCCCACUUUUUUUCCUCCCCUUCUCCAUUUAUAAUCACUUCUUGCAGAGGGUCAUAAUUAUUUCCAAAUAUUACUGGUUCGAUAACUUCCUCCUCCCAGUGCAAUUUUUCACUUCCUAUUCCAACCUCUGGUUCCUGGGCUAGGCCAUACCUUGGAACUGGCCAUCCCUGCAGGUCUUCCCAUGUAAGGGAAUCUUUGCAACUGGCCUCCAAAGAGGUAGGCAAGCCACAGCCACCAUAGUAAAUAACUCAUAUUUAUUUUGCAUAAGAUUUUAAUUUGUAUAUUUUUGUGAUUUAUUUUGGCAUUGUUAUAAGUUUGACUCUCGGGGAGUUUUGUUGUUAUGACUCUUGUGUCUUUUGUCACAAAACAAUGAUAUUUGCUAAACAAUAUAUGGAAUUUAUUUUUGAUUGGUAAUAAAAAAUGAAAUAUGUAUAAAUCUUGGCGAGUCUACAAUUUGCCUGUCUGAAUUUUGUGAAUAAUUGGUAAUUGUCAUGGAGCUAGAAGUGGCUCACUGUCAUCUGUUACAGGGCAAAGGCAAGUGUUCUGGGACUGUUUGGAAGCAAAAAUGUAAUGCUUUCUCCAAAGAAUUUAAUACCAGAUAGUAAAGUAGGGAUAUGUAUUUUCUCUCACCUCCACCCUAGAAUAGCACCUACACUGAAGGCACUCUAUGUGGAAAAUUCAUGUUGAAUGCGUAAAUGAUCUUGUAGUAAGGUCCAUAUGGAUGCGGUAGGGGGAGCAUGUACAUUCUCUAACACUGACUCGGCCUAAGCAAGAUGGUCAGGGAAGACUAGCUGGAAGAAGAGCGUUUGCAGGUGAGAGAUAGGCAGGAAUUAGCAGAAAGUCACUCCUUGAGCAGCUUUGUUUGCCCUGCGCUGGACUCUUUGUAUCUUUGGGUACUGAUUUGUGUUUUUCACGAGCGAUCCAAUUCUUUUGUCCAAAGUUUUCCCAAGAAAGCUAUAGGUUGUUUUCCAAGAGAGCCUUGAGUCUGAGGACAAAAUAGUGUGAAAGAUUGAGUGCCUUACAAAAAUCCACAAGGAGUUUUUCCUGUCUAACCUUUGCAACUGGUUCUUGCUGUUAAUACUUUGUCAGACAUGACUAACUUCAAACCCGACUCGUAUUUUAUCUAGUCUUGAAGACAGAAGCGUGCACUAAGAGGACGGAAUUCUUUUUUUUCUUCAAAGGAGGCAUGCUGACCUAGUGGAAAGGCUCUGUCAUGUCACUGCUUUUGCUGGUGGCUAAAACUGCAAGUGGGGCAAGCUACUCAGUGCAUGGCAUCAUCUCCAUAAUAAAAGAUGGAAAGAAGGAGAUGUGAGUGGCCUAGUCAUGCUGCUGAGUUUGUAAUGUAGAACACCACUGCCAUUCUCUUAAGAAAUUUCCAUAGCUUUUCUUUAGGUCUUUCCCAGAGGAUUAUUCAUUUUUGUACAUUACCUUCCACACAAACACUUCACUGUGGCCACAAUGCCUAUAUUCCCCAUUUCAUGACACAGCAGAUGUGUUUCUGUAGCAGCCUUCUAAAGAUCAUUUAAAAUGACAUGUAUGUAAACAGUCAUACCAAAUGGUCCACUCAGAAAAUCUGAAAAUACGUAAAAAUAGUAAACACAAAAACCAACCUGGGCACUGGUAGAGAGGGCUUGUCACUGGUAGAGUCUAUUUUGACAUAGGUAAUAAUGUCUGACAUCUAUUAUGGGCGAGGCCCAUUCCAUACAGUCAGUGGGCCAUACUGUGUUGUAACUCUCU